AAGAGGCUGGGGAGGAAGCAUAGCAAGCAGAGCUGGAGACUGAUGUGAGCUUCAUCUCUCUCUCCAGGAGAGGCUCUACAUCAACUCCAUGGCCAACAUUUCCAGGGUGUUUAAGAAGACCUGCUCCAAUGGGAAGCUUUCCAUCUACCUGGGGAAACGAGACUUCGUGGAUCAUGGGGACACGGUGGAACCCAUUGAUGGUGUAGUCCUGGUCGACCCCGAUUACUUAAAAGGUCGAAAGAUGUUUGUCAUGUUGACAUGUGCCUUUCGCUAUGGCCGUGAUGACUUGGAUGUGAUUGGGCUGACGUUUCGCAAAGAUCUGUAUGUACAGGUCCAGCAAGUCAUCCCAGCUGAGCCCACCAGCCCCCAGAGGUCUCUCACAGUCCUGCAGGAGCGCCUACUGCACAAGCUGGGGGACAAUGCCUACCCCUUUACCCUUCAGAUGGCUGUCAACCUGCCCUGUUCAGUGACACUGCAUCCAGGUCCUGAGGAUACAGGAAAGGCCUGCGGGGUCGACUUCGAAGUGAAGGGUUUCUGUGCUGACAACCUGGAGGACAGCGUCCCCAAGAGAGACUCUGUGCGGCUGGUCAUUCGAAAAGUGCAAUUUGCACCCCCGGAGCCAGGCCCUGGCCCCUGGGCCCAGACCACUCGCCGCUUCCUUCUGUCGGCUCAGCCCCUACAACUCCAGGCCUGGAUGGAGACGGAGGUUCAUUACCAUGGCAAGCCCAUCUCGGUCAAUGUUUCUAUCAAUAACUGCACCAACAAGGUCAUCAAGAAAAUCAAGAUUUCAGUUGACCAGAUCACAGAUGUUGUCCUGUAUUCACUAGACAAGUACACCAAGACUGUGUUCAUGCAGGAGUUCACGGAGACUAUAGCUGCUAACUCCAGCAUCUCCAAGAGCUUUGCAGUAACCCCACUCCUGGAUGCCAGCAGCCAGAAACGGGGCCUGGCACUGGAUGGCAAACUCAAGCAUGGUGAUACCAAUCUGGCCUCUAGCACGAUCCUUCGACCUGGAAUGACCAAGGAGCUGCUGGGGAUCCUGGUGUCCUACAAAGUCAGAGUCAAUCUGAUGGCGUCCAGUGGAGGCAUCCUAGGUGACUUGACAGCCAGCGAUGUUGGUGUGGAGCUGCCCCUGAUCCUGAUGCAUCCGAAGCCAUCUCAUGAGGCUGCCAGCUCCGAGGACAUAGUCAUCGAGGAGUUCACGCGGCAGGAGCCGGGCGCGGAGGACGCCCAGGAGGCGCCGGCGGCCGAGGGGGACGAAGGGAACUGAGCCCCUGGCUCUGGCGCGUCUGUGUGGGGGUCCCCCGUAACGCUCCAAUAAACCCGCUUGUCCCGA
Pteropus alecto (black flying fox) is the source of this 1336-nucleotide messenger RNA. RefSeq names its product arrestin 3 (gene ARR3). Gene Ontology annotation, biological process: visual perception; signal transduction; G protein-coupled receptor internalization. The coding region runs from base 89 to 1270 and encodes 393 amino acids. The record is from RefSeq and is a predicted model, not a curated record. The transcript is spliced from 17 exons. Gene Ontology annotation, molecular function: G protein-coupled receptor binding. NCBI's taxonomy places the organism in Eukaryota, Metazoa, Chordata, Mammalia, Chiroptera, Pteropodidae.